AUAUCGACGGCCUCCGUAUUUUGUGAAAGGGAUUUUGCUUAUCCGGUUUCAAUCUUCAAAAAAGGAUGAUAAAUUCCCUCUACAUUAGACACCAGGACUUGAAAGAGGCUGCUGCCGUUGAACGCCGUCGCCAGCUCGAGGAAGCCCGUAAGCAACGAAUCUUCAAUGCCCGACGUCGAGUCAUCGGGAUCGAUGCUACGGCUCUGGAACAUCAGGUGAAGGAGAAGCAGGAGAUCGAGCAGGAUGCCCAGGAACGCCAGCGCAAGUUCGCAGAGGAACAACGACGCCAGAGUCGGUUCCUGGAGCAGAAGAACCGCGAGCAGCAGCAGCUCCGUCACCAGCUGGACAACGAAGUCAACCGAUUCCGUUCGUUGUACCAGCGACCGGAACAAUCGCGCGACUUUGACCUGUUCGACCCGGACGGGUUGAAGAAGUCACUUCCGGCGAGAGUCGGUGAUGAUGAUCCGCGCCUGUCGGUGUCCGGCGCACAGAUAUUCGACGGCGAGGAUUUGACCGAGAAGGAUCGCAAGCGUAUUCAGAAGCAACAGCAGCGUUCUUGGCUGGAGCAGCAGAUCCGGGACAAACGACAGGCCGAGCAGGAACGCAUUGCGGCCGAGAAGUUUUUGGAACAAGCGCUGGAUGCCAGGGAGCAAAGGGUUCGCCAGUUGGCUGCCGAAGAACGGAACAUACGGCACAAGAUUCAGGAGAACGUCGAUCAGUUCAAUCGACAGCUGAUGCAACAGCAAGAGUACGAACGGCAGCAGAAGAAACAAGAGGAGGAAGAGGACAAUUUGGCUGAGAUAUACAACAACGUGACCAGCGAUAUUCUGACGGAGAAUCCGGAGGUUGCGACGAGCAACCUGGGACCGAAUCGAAUCAUACCGUAUGCUUAUAAAGGAAUGAGCGCUGCAGAGCUCGAGCAAAUCAGGUUGGGACAGAUGCAACAGAAGGAAGAACUGGAACGGCGCCGACAAGCGGAACAGACCAACAAAGAAGCGUGGGAUCAGCUGGCGAAUGAUUUUGACCGAACGGUGGUUCUCAGGGAUAGGGAGUUGAACCGACGGCGCCACGAGCUGGCCGAACGAAUCAGGCAAGAGAAUGUGCAACUUUCGGACGAGCAGCAGCGCAAAUUGGCCCACAUGGACCGGGUAGUGUACCAAAAUCGACCGACGAUGGCGUACUUUGAGCAGUUUAAUACUACUAGCCGAUAGGGGGGCGGAUGAGUUGGGUUGGAAGGCUUUCUCUCACUAUUCUAUCGAUGCACGUUUGGGUGUUUUGUGGUUUGGUCAAUAAUUUAUCGCACAUUGCAAUCUUAAACAAACUAUCUAUGAUUGAUACUUGGAAUAAAAAUUAGUUAGCAGCUAAA
Messenger RNA from Aedes aegypti (yellow fever mosquito), 1366 nucleotides. Its product is annotated as RIB43A-like with coiled-coils protein 2. The transcript is spliced from 2 exons. The coding region runs from base 66 to 1211 and encodes 381 amino acids. Lineage: Eukaryota; Metazoa; Arthropoda; Insecta; Diptera; Culicidae. The record is from RefSeq and is a predicted model, not a curated record.